This is a messenger RNA of Tinamus guttatus (white-throated tinamou), 1296 nucleotides long. The record is from RefSeq and is a predicted model, not a curated record. NCBI's taxonomy places the organism in Eukaryota, Metazoa, Chordata, Aves, Tinamiformes, Tinamidae.
AUGAGAGGGGAGGAUCUUCUUGCCUGGAUUUCUGCCGGCUUUACGUUUUACAGUGAGUCAUUUUACAUGGAUCAAAGCAAUACUCUGUUUCUGAUUUGCCUCCAGCAGUUCUCUGACACAGGCAAAAAAGAACAUGUUAAAAUCACGAGCCAGGCCAAGCCAGGGUUCCUGGAGCGGCUCAGCGAGACAUCUGGGGGCAUGUUGGUGGGACUUGUGACAUUUCUCCUGUCUUUCUACCUUCUUUUUACCAAUGAGGGACGAGCUCUGAGGACAGCCAAAUCUCUUGAUGAGGGGCUUUCUCUGGUGGUCCCUCUUCAUAGUAUCCAAGCUGUAUCUCAAGAGAAUGAGGGAAGGCUAGUGCACAUAGCUGGCCCUCUGAGCACAUCAAAGCCUUUAUUUGAUCCCAGCUAUGGACUCUCCAUCCAUGCUGUCAAACUUAAGCGUAAUGUGGAAAUGUACCAGUGGGUAGAAUAUGAAGAUUCCAAGGAAUAUGAAGAGAAUGGUGAAACUAAGAAAGAGACUAAGUACACAUACAAUACUGAAUGGAAAUCAGAAGUUGUGAACAGCAGAAACUUCGAUAGAGAAAUUGGACAUAAAAACCCUAGUGCCAUGGCUGUGGAGUCUUUCACUGCUGUUUCUCCUAACGUCCAGGUUGGCAGCUUUGUUCUUUCUAAAGGUCUGGUGGAUAAGAUUGAUGACUUCAAGCAGCUGAGCUUGUCACACCUUGAGGAUCCACAUGCUGAUGUUACCAGGACAGGAGACUACUUUUACCAUAGUGAGAACCCCAGGCGCCCAGAAGUGGGAGACCUUCGUGUCUCAUUUUUCUAUGCAGGUCUGAGUGGAUAUAACCCCCAUCUGGGCUCAGCUGAUAAGGUGACUGUGGUCGCUCGCCAGCGUGGGGAUCAGCUGAUUCCAUACCACACCAAGUCUGGAGAUGUCCUGCAGAUUCUGUACCCUGGAGACCUCUCUGUGGAGGAGGUGUUUCAAAAAGAGCAUGAGAGCAACACCAUGAAGACCUGGGCCCUUCGUGCAGCUGGUUGGCUGGCAAUGUUUGUGGGCAUCAACUUAAUGACUCGAAUCAUUUACACUUUGGUGGACUGGUUUCCUGUAGUGAGAGACCUGGUUAACGUCGGGUUAAAAGCUUUUGCCUUCUGCGCCGCCAGCUCGUUGUCGCUGCUGACCAUCUCCGUUGGCUGGUUCUUCUACCGCCCGCUCUGGGCCUUGCUCAUCGGGCUGCUCUCGGUGGUCCCCAUCGUGGUCGCAAGGUCUCGCGUUCCGCCCAAGAAGCACCAGUGA